GAGAUCAGCUGUGCUUCUCUGGUCUCAGCUCUGAAGUCCAACCCCUCCCAUCUGAGAGAGCUGGACCUGAGUGAAAACUACCUGCAGGAUUCAGGAGUGAAGCUGCUGUGUGGUUUUCUGGAGAGUCCACACUGCAGACUGGAGGCUCUGAGAUUGUGGAGAUGCAAUUUAUCAGAGAUCAGCUGUGCUUCUCUGGCCUCAGCUCUGAAGUCCAACCCCUCCCAUCUGAGACAGCUGGAGCUGAGAGAAAAAAACCUGCAGGAUUCAGGAGUGAAGCUGCUGUGUGGUUUUCUGGAGAGUCCACACUGCAGACUGGAGACUCUGAGAUUGAAGGGCUGCAGGUUGUCAGAGAUCAGCUGUGCUUCUCUGGCCUCAGCUCUGAAGUCCAACCCCUCCCAUCUGACACUGCUGGACCUGGGUGACAACAAGCUGCAGGAUUCAGGAGUGAAGCUGCUGUGUGGUUUUCUGGAGAGUCCACACUGCAGACUGGAGACUCUGAGAUUGAGGGGCUGCAGUUUGUCAGAGAUCAGCUGUGCUUCUCUGGCCUCAGCUCUGAAGUCCAACCCCUCCCAUCUGAGAGAGCUGGUGCUAAAUAACAACAACCUGCAGGAUUCAGGAGUGAAGCUGCUGUCUGAUCUGAAGAAGAGUCCACAGUGCAGACUGGAGACUCUGAGGUGGAGAACUACAGUUAAUCUUUACAUUAUAUUCCUGAUUCAUUUUUGAAGUUCAUGUGAAAAAGCAGCAUCCAGCCUGCAUGCAUAAAGUUCCCUCUCUGAAGUUCUGCUUCUUACCACCAACACCAGACUUUUCUCUCAGUUUAACAGAUAAUAGUUUGUAACACAGAAACAAGAAGAUAAAACCUGUGGAAAGUUUGGAUUUAACGGAAGCUUCACUGAGGUAAACUGAGACACCAUUCUGAACACCUGAACAUUUUAAUAAAUUGUUUAUUUUAGUUUUUCUUGACAUGAAAGUAACACACAUAAACAUACUAACUCUAAACCUUAGUGUCAUUAUUAGGGAUUAAGAUUAUGGACAUGUAUGUGUUUUCUCAUAUUGUGACAGUUUAUAUUAUUGUAGAAUAAACAUUUAUGCUGAUAUUCAAAUCAAGUUCAGAGAGCGGAUAGACUCCAUCAGACCUGCUGUUACAUCCUGUUUUAUUUUGUGUUUCCCUUUGAUCAUCUGAUUGGCAGGCCCUUGUGCUGACUUGUGGGCUGUGUCUAUAUUGGUAGUCGAGUGUUCAACUCUCUCUCUGCUGCAUCCAGUUUUUUGUGGUGUUUGGUAUCGUUUUUUAUUCAUUUAUUCGUAUUCAAAUAAACUUGCAUGCAGUAAGCUCUUC
This is a messenger RNA of Micropterus salmoides (largemouth bass), 1336 nucleotides long. Its product is annotated as ribonuclease inhibitor-like. NCBI's taxonomy places the organism in Eukaryota, Metazoa, Chordata, Actinopteri, Centrarchiformes, Centrarchidae. Gene Ontology annotation, molecular function: protein binding. The annotation marks the transcript as partial. The record is from RefSeq and is a predicted model, not a curated record. The transcript has 5 exons.